AUGACCGGUUCUACCUUUAGACUCACUCUUCGUGAAGGCAUUGUUGGUGGUUUUGUUGGUCCGACUCUCAAGAAAGUAGUUGAAAUUAGGGGCGAUGGCAGCAGUGGUGCGACCGUGAUGCACAUGAGCUUGAAGCCUGAAGCCAAGAAUGAUUAUCUGACACAGUCUGGUGCCGUAUCCACUGAACAAGUGACAUCCCUUAUCGGCAUGAUCAAACAACAGCUUGAACAAUUACCCGUUGAAGAGCCCUUUGGUAGCGAAGAUAUCUAUGGAUUGGAUACGGCCAUUAUGUUUUCUGUGGAUGAUUUCCAAUGGGCCAAUGGAGGAGGACCUGAAGGAUGUACCGGUAACCAGGAGUCAACACGCAAGGCAACACCCGAGCAAAAGCAAGUGUUUGCAGAGUUGGUAGAUAUGAUCACUCGUUUUGGUAUGGAACACACGCAACCCGAAGCAUGA
Lichtheimia ornata is the source of this 456-nucleotide messenger RNA. RefSeq lists its product as uncharacterized. NCBI's taxonomy places the organism in Eukaryota, Fungi, Mucoromycota, Mucoromycetes, Mucorales, Lichtheimiaceae. The record is from RefSeq and is a predicted model, not a curated record. The transcript is spliced from 4 exons. The coding region runs from base 1 to 456 and encodes 151 amino acids.